Parasteatoda tepidariorum (common house spider) is the source of this 1305-nucleotide messenger RNA. NCBI's taxonomy places the organism in Eukaryota, Metazoa, Arthropoda, Arachnida, Araneae, Theridiidae. The record is from RefSeq and is a predicted model, not a curated record.
AUGAAUCCAUGCAUUGAUCCAAUGGUCUAUCCACUUCUCUUUCCACAAGGAGAUUUUGGUUGGCAUGCUGGAAUGGAGCAUGUACAAGAGCGACGUACUGCCAAGCGUAUCCGUGUAACCCAAUUACAGUAUUAUGCUUACAGACUUGCUAUCUGCAAUUUACGUGUUGAGUUACAUCAAGGUCUUUUGGACGCUCUUCAAAGUGAAGCUCACUCAAACAAUGUAAAGUUAGAGAAGUUGAUCAUUUUGCCAUCAACCUUUCAAGGAUCUCCUCGCGCCAUGCAACAAAAUUAUAAAGAUGCCAUGGCAAUUGUUAGAAAAUUUGGGAGACCAGAUAUUUUUCUAACUUUUACAUGCAAUCCAGCAUGGCCAGAAAUAGUGAGUGCUCUACAGAGACACCAGCGUCCUGAAAAUAGACCCAAUAUCAUUGUUCGUGUCUUUGAAUUGAAAUUGACAGAACUUUUGGAUGAUAUUUUGAAACGUCAUGUAUUUGGUAAGGUUAUUUCAUUUAUUUAUGUUAUUGAAUUCCAAAAACGUGGGUUACCACAUGCCCAUAUGCUGUUGACAUUGGAUUCUGCUAAAAUUCGAACUAAAGAUGAUAUCGACAAAUUUGUGAGUGCAGAACUGCCCAAUAAAACUCUUAACCCUAGACUUCAUGAUAUUAUUACAAAAUGUAUGAUUCAUGGUCCCUGUGGCAUACUUAAUCAAAAUUCUCCUUGCAUGAAGGAGGGUUUGUGUUCUAAAAAUUUUCCGAAAGAUUUUCAAGAGACGACUCAAGAAAAUGAGAACGGUUAUCCAGUUUACCAGAGAAGUAUUACAGAACCUAUCAAUGUAGGUAAAUAUGAUAUUGAUAAUCGUUGGGUUGUGCCUUAUAACCCUUGGUUAUCAAAGAAAUUUAAUGCUCACAUCAAUGUUGAGAUUUGUGCUUCGGUCAAAAGUGGAUGGACGCUAUAUGCCAGUGCUCCUGAGGCAAUGUGGCGGCUAAAUGAAUUUCAUAUGUUUGAAAAAUCGCACACUGUCAUGAGGUUAGCUGUUCACUUACCAAAUCAACAGCAAGUAAUUUAUCAGAGUGGCCAUGAAGUUGAAGCUGUUGCUCGAGCCUCCGCCAGACAUACGACUUUAACAGCAUGGUUUCAAUUAAACCAAACUGAUGUUGAUGCCUGCAGAUAUUAUUAUUCUGAUAUGCCUCAUUAUUAUGUUUUUGAUCGUAGAAAUAAUUGGUGGAAAAGACGUCAAAGGGGUGGCGACCAAAUAAUAGGCAAGAUGCCCGUUGUCAGCAUUCAAGAUAGCGAACGUUAUUUUUAG